This is a messenger RNA of Pipra filicauda (Wire-tailed manakin), 3501 nucleotides long. It is a transcript of the gene GNG2, whose product is annotated as G protein subunit gamma 2. The record is from RefSeq and is a predicted model, not a curated record. Lineage: Eukaryota; Metazoa; Chordata; Aves; Passeriformes; Pipridae. Gene Ontology annotation, biological process: G protein-coupled receptor signaling pathway. Gene Ontology annotation, cellular component: heterotrimeric G-protein complex. The coding region runs from base 326 to 541 and encodes 71 amino acids. Gene Ontology annotation, molecular function: G-protein beta-subunit binding. The transcript is spliced from 4 exons.
CAGCGGGAUGAGCGCAGACAAAGCUGGGUGGGGACUCGCCGCUCGGGGCUGCUGCUGACCACCCUCCUCCUCCUCCGGCCGCAUCCCUCCGGCCCUCCCUCCUCCAUCCAGCCCUCCCUCCAUCCAUCCCUCCAUCUCUCACAAACGUCCGUCCAUCCAUCCCUCCAUCCCUCCGUCCGUCCCGCCGCCGCCGCCGCCCGCCCCGCGGGGCACCACCGCCCGUCUCCAGGUGGUGAGCGGCCAAGAGGAGCAGAUCUUCCCCUAGAGGCACAGAUCAGCGGAGAAACCGGCUUCUGCCCCCCCGGGGAGCGUGCCUGGCCUGCCCAUGGCUAGCAACAACACUGCCAGCAUAGCGCAAGCACGGAAGCUGGUGGAGCAGCUGAAGAUGGAAGCCAACAUCGACAGGAUAAAGGUGUCCAAAGCAGCAGCAGACCUGAUGGCGUACUGCGAAGCCCACGCCAAGGAGGACCCUCUAUUGACCCCCGUCCCGGCCUCAGAAAACCCCUUUAGAGAGAAGAAGUUCUUCUGUGUGAUCCUGUAAACCCUUGAGGAGCCUGACGGGCACUCAGGCCACCCUGAACACUGAUGUAGAGUUUUUAGGAAUGGGGACGACCUGCUAGUCCGCAGAAUUUAAACAAAAAUAAGUAAAAUACACGGCCUGGAAGCUACAGAGAUGUGCAUGUUUUAAAGAACCUGGCCACCUUUUGGGGGAAUAAGAUGAUCUGCAUUGUGAGGCAAAAGAUCUGAAGUCUGUAGAGUUGCCUAGAAAGAGAGAAAAAAAAAAUAUGUAAAGAAUAAAUAUGUGUCACUUUUCUGCUCACAAAAAUUGUUUGAUUGUUCCAUAUUCAAAGCACCAGAGCUGUGCUGAGCAAAGUAACUGCUAAGGAUGUGUGCAACCUUCUUGGAAUGAUAUUGUUGGUUUCUUUCCAAACUAAUAUUUUUUAUUUAAGUUGUCAGAUAUAUAGCAACAGGUUAGGUGACUUAUGAUGUUGCUCAAUGUUUGGUCUUGUGCUUUUUAAUUUCUGGUGGUAGCACAGCAGGGGGGUUGAGUGGCCCCACGGUGGGUUUGGGGGGGACACCGGCAGCUCCUGCCUGUCCCCCCCGUGCUGGCAGCUCCGUGUUCCUGGCAAACCCCACUUUUUUACCAUUUUGUAUAUGGUUAGCUUUGGUUCUGCAAGUAAAAGUGAUUCAUGUGUCGUGGUUGGUGCUUCAUACUCCUGUGACGACGUUCGGUGGUAGUGCAUGAGAGUUUGUGUCCGUUCAUCCGCUCCAGGCUUUUCUUUUCUGUUGUUUGGCUGGUGGAAGGAGCUGUAGGGAGGAGACUGAGGCGAUUCUGAAAGCAGAGAGAACUCCUGUGAUGCCUUAGACGUGCCUGAAAUACCUCCUGCGAUAGGGCAGGUGCCAGAACCCGGGUGAAGGGGCUCGGGGUGGCCCCUGCCCCAGGCGUUGUGGGGUAGCUAAAAAUCCGAAAGUCAAAGUCAACCACUCCUUUCCGGGUCUUUCCUUUCUCCUACACCUCUGUGCCUCUGCCCUCCUCGCUUGGUCCUGCUCUUUGGCUUCCUGGUAGUACCUCCUUCCCUUGGGGCUGGUCUGGAAUGCUGCUUUGUGGUGGGAUGCUGCUGCGUGGUGGGAUGCUGCUCCACCGUGGGAUGCUGCUGCGUGGUGGGAUGCUGAUCCACCCUGGGGUGUUGCUUCAUGGUGGAAUGAUGCUUCAUGGUGGAAUGCUGCCCCGUGGUGGGAUGCUGCUUCGUGCUGGGAUGGCACCCCACCAUGGCAUGCUGCCCCACAAUAGGAUGCUGCCCCAUGGUGGGAUGCUGCUUCAUGGGGGGAUGGCACCCCACCAUGGAAUGCUGCCCCACCGUGGGAUGCUGCCCCAUGGUGGGAUGCUGCCCCACCAUGGGAUUCUGCCCCAUGGUGGGAUGCUGCCCCACUGUGGGAUGCUGCCCCACCAUGGGAUGCUGCCCCACCGUGGGAUGCUGUCCGAUUGUGGGAUACUGCUUUUUGGUGGGAUGCUUCUGCCCCUUUCCCACACCCACCAAAUCCCAUUCCUGCCUCACCACGUUGGGAAGGGGCAGGGGAGCAGCUUGGGGAGCUGUGGGCCCACCCCUUCAUGGAGGUGCCUGAUACCCUGUUUACACACAGCCUGAGCUCCCUGGCAGGCUGGGGAAUUAUUCCCAGCUCUGGUUCAUCCGCUCUCGGGGGACACACGCCACCUUUUUGGGCUCUGCCUCGGGUUCACACUUCCAAGGAUGUGGCUUGUCUCUCCUUUCCGCUGCUAAACCCCUCCUGGCUUCCCCUGCUCUUCUACACUCCUGGGAAACUUUGGGAAUCAUAACUUUGGGAAUAACUAGGUGGGUGUCUCAUGGGGCCUUGGGGGAUCUGUGGUGACCUUACUAAACUAGUUCUGAACCAGGUAUCAGCUUAAUCCCUGUGGAUUCCAGAGGGCAUUAGUCUUUAGGUACCUUUUGGUGACUCUUUCUAGCCCGUAACAAGUGCUUUUUGGUUUUUCUACCUUUUCAUACUCUUUUUCUAGUCUUCUACAGAGAAGACCAGUUGUUCUUACACUGGACUCAAAACCUUUGGCAUCUGGGAAUGUUUAUACGCCACGAGUAGCGUAGAUGGUCCCAGCCCUCCCACGGUGGCUUUUGGCCCCCCCUAACCCUCCAAUUUUGAUCUUUUUACUACAGCUUGUGUAGCUUUAGGAUGAAGGAUGGAUGAAGCCGUUUGCUCUGCAGCUGGUUUCACUCUUGGUGUUACCAAGACAUGUAAAUACCCCAUCCUGGGUUUUUGUCUUUUCUUUUUAACGCUGAUUUACCGUCACAGAGAGUGAAGCGCAGCCGGCCUGACCCGGGGCUCCCACCCCCGACCCUUCUCAAACACUGUCAUAAAGUGGUUUGUAAUAAUUUUUUUAACGACUUGCGUAUUUUACAACUUGAAUUCUUAAUAACUGAACGGUGAAAUAAACCUGCAUGAAGAAUACGGGGAGCGGGGGGGGCGGGGGGGGGAGGGAAUUUUGAAUUAACCCAAACUACUCAUUGAAGGUGUUUUAUGUUGCUGGGCUUUAUUUUAUGUUGGUAGAGGUGUUGACAUUGGUGUGCUGCCAGGUAUUUCACCCCAGUAUUUAUAUUUACACAGAUAUGCCUUUGUUAGCCAAGUAGAGAUCGCCUGCCAAGAUCAUUUUCCCUCCUCAAUGAAAAUACCAGCCAUCCCUCCAUCCCGAUGCUGUAUUUCCAGCGUGGUAUCAAAUGACAUUCAACCCCCAGGCUUUUAAAGAAAAAUAUAUCUGGAGUACUGGAAAAGGACUUUUUUUUUUGUCUGCCAAGGUUGCUGGUGGCGGGGGAAAUCCAUUCCUUGGGUGCCAACCUGCCACUGCCAGGUUUUUGGGGAAGGGGUGGUUGGGAGAGGAAGCCGGAGCGGGGAGGUCGGCGUCGUGAUGUAGCACAUCCCCCAUCCCACGUGGUCUGUGUACUCGUUGGAAAUAAACUUUUGGAUUUGUUUCAA